AUGACCCCCUCCCCAGACACCAGGCCAGUUCGCCUUGGGGGAAACCUCUCCGAGCGAAACGAAAGACCCUUGCGGGGAACACUCGAGAGAGGAAGCAGGAUCAUCCACAUCCUGCUCAGCGGACGCUAUUCAGCAGCAGCUGAAGGUGAAGGACCUACGACAAUGAUGUCUCUAUCAGAGGAAGUCAGCGCGGAGAUAGAAUACCCAUUGACGAAUAGGGCUGAUCUGUCUCCCGAUCGGCAUCUUCUGCUGUCGAAGGAUCUGCUUCUUAGGACGAAAGCAAUCCAAUCAGUGCGGUCAGCUUCUUCUCUUCCGAAGUAG
Molecule: messenger RNA, 321 nt
Organism: Striga asiatica
Lineage: Eukaryota; Viridiplantae; Streptophyta; Magnoliopsida; Lamiales; Orobanchaceae
Source: the annotation of a GenBank genome assembly